GUCCGCUGCCGUUACCCCACUGCGUCAUCUCUCGCCGACAUCGACCGACUGAAUGAAUGGGGCGGCCCAUUAAAGCCAGCUGCAGUUCCAGACGCAGACAGAGCCAGGCCCCGAUCGCAGCACUGGAAGAAUUGGGUUGGAGAGACGUUUGUAACCUUGAGUGAUUGUAUUACGUAUUUUAAAAAGUAAAAAUGACUUAAAGCGCUAAAUAUAUAUGAAUUACAUCUUAUAAGUAUAACUUCUUAAUAUUUACAAAGUAAUUUGAAUAAUCAUAUUAAUAAUAAUAAUUUAUUUAUUUAAAUUUUUUUAAGAAAGACUUGCAAUUCUUUGUCAAUACAGAAAUCAGUGUGGGCGUCGUCGCCGCAACAUAGAGAGCGUGGAAAUCCAGACAUUCCAGAAUCGGUCCCCAAAAGUGCUCUCUCUGGCUCUCUGCACACACGUUUGAGUUGGAUGCGAUCGGCGAUCGAAAAAGUCCCCACCAGACUCAAAGCGCCACCCCUCCCACGAAUUCGUGAGUAAUGCAACGUCGGACCGAUUGGAUCGAUGCAAAUGCCCUGAUCAUGUGUAAUUGCGAUCUAGACGAUCGCCGGUCGAGCGGUUAUCAGUUGGCCGCGUCCGCUGGGGUCCAUUGCGUCAUCCGCACUCUGUUUGUACACAGCGAUCGUGAUCGAGGCCGUAAUGAGAUCCGCACACAAAUUGCUCCGCCUGCGAAAAAAAGCACUUUCACUCUCACUCUCGUUGGCGGGACAGAAUCCGCCGUGCAGAUCAUAUGCCAUUGACCAAGAUGCCGCGUCGGAUGGUCUUUCUGCAGCUGCUGAUGCUGUGCAUUCUGGUGCAGGGCCACUACUACUACGACUAUGGCUACUGGGAGAUCAACGAGCCUCCGCCGUUGUGUUCGGACUACGAGAUGCUGGUAGUCAACACCCACCAGUGCGUGAGGCGCUGCAACAUAGUGUGCCGGGAUGGGGUCUGCUUCGAGGACGGACCCUGUCCUUGUGCCGAUCAGUAUAUGGCCGGGAAUCCGGACGGACUGGUCUGUGCCUCCGAGUGCCUCCCUGGAUGUCGUGAAGCCGGUGGCUACUGCGCUGCCCCCGACCUGUGUGUGUGCCGUAAUGACAGGCACUAUUACUUCGAUCCCCUGUCCCAAAAGUGCCGUCACAGGGCGGCCCGACUGCUGGACCCAUGUCUCGGGCGCUGCACCCAUGGCAGCUGCUCCUCCGACGGCCAGUGUAUCUGUGCUCAGGGCUACGAAUUAAGGGCCAGUCUGCUCCACGGACAUCAAUGUAUGCCCAUCUGUGAUCACAAUUGCGGACCCCAAGCCUACUGCUUCGCUCCCAACUUGUGCGCCUGCCGUCACAAACACCACCAUUAUGCUCGCAAAGGAAUCUGCUCCAGGGACUAUUGACCUUGUAAGGCCAUCUGCAAGCCAGAGGGGCUGUUUUAGGACAAGCUGAUGUUUCGGUUAAAUGGCCUGAGGCUUGUUUAAAAUAGGAUUCGUUAUAAAAACUAUGAAUAGUUUUUGAUUAAUUUAUUGUAUUUAUGUAGAUCUCAGGCUACAUACACGACAUAAGUUGAGAGAUAAAGACUAACUGAACUCUUUUCGAAGCUCAGUUAUCUUUUCAUUUAAUCUGCCAAUGUAAAAUCAUUGUAAGGAUUGGGGUAACGUAAGUGGAUCCUGUAACUCGAGUUUACGUUGAUAGUAUCAGAUUUGAUUAUAGAAAGAACAACUUUAAUAAAUGCACCAACCAAUUUCUUCACGUUAGUAAAACGUGCAAAAAAAGUAAAAAAAUUAAACUAUAAAUUAAUGGAGACAUCAAAUAUAAAUGUGAAAACUGUUUAACUGUUAUAAAUGCACCAACUCAUAGUUUUUGCUUACAUUGGUAGAACGGGCGAAAAAAAAGAAACCAAUACUUAUCUGUAGAACUGUGGAUACAUAAAACAUACUUAAACAAAAUACAUUUUCCAUUAACAGCAGAUAAAUAGAUGCUUAAAUAAUAACUUUUAUAAAUAUAUAAGAAUGAAAAAACAUAGACCCACUAAAUAUUUAAAAUGGAUUUAAUGUGGUUAAUUGAUGUAGAUGCUGAAUUUUUUUCAGUCUCAACUGUAUGCGGAAACAGAUGUGCCUUGCCUCUGUAGGGGAAUAUUGGAAGAGCACUGAAAAGUCUUUAAGAGCGGAAGAGAGCUGGCUAACUGGUUUUGUUGUUGCCUUACAUAGCGACUUUGUUAUUGUUUAUAACAGAAUGGGCGCAUAGAAGGCCCGUCGCUAUUAGUUUAAAUAAGUUAUCCACAGAUAUAUGAAUAUCCGAUCGUCAUCAGUUUCGCAAACAAAGCUAAUCGAAGAAGGCAAAAAAUGCGUACGUGUUCCCCAGAGGCGUCGCCACCGAAAACAAAUGC
Molecule: messenger RNA, 2394 nt
Organism: Drosophila gunungcola (fruit fly)
Lineage: Eukaryota; Metazoa; Arthropoda; Insecta; Diptera; Drosophilidae
Product: epidermal growth factor-like protein
Exons: 4
Coding region: 770-1405 (211 amino acids)
Source: RefSeq, a predicted model, not a curated record